Messenger RNA from Anarrhichthys ocellatus (wolf-eel), 2597 nucleotides. Its product is annotated as protocadherin gamma-A5-like. The record is from RefSeq and is a predicted model, not a curated record. Gene Ontology annotation, cellular component: plasma membrane. Gene Ontology annotation, molecular function: calcium ion binding. Gene Ontology annotation, biological process: homophilic cell-cell adhesion. Lineage: Eukaryota; Metazoa; Chordata; Actinopteri; Perciformes; Anarhichadidae. The transcript has a single exon. The annotation marks the transcript as partial.
AGAAGAGCAUCCUGGAUGAACCAGACUCUCCUUUAGAGGUGGGUUAUUUGAUCCAUUAUUCUUUUCACACAUCUCCACGCUAUAGUUACAGGGAUUUUUUUAGAUUGAAGAUAUUUCUUGGCUUCAUUACUCACUGUCUCACUGCCUGCUCAGAGGGCAUCUUCAGCACCAAUAGUGAUGGACAGCUCCUCUCUGUUGAGUUACUGAUAUGAGAACGAGUUAGUGAGGGAAAUGCACACCCUAAAAAGCCUCUGCUGAUACAUGUUACCAACUUUUAAAGUUUUUUGUACUGCUUUUAGUUUUUUGUUUCGGUUAACGAAAAUGUCUGUGGACUUUUUGCUUCCAGCUUGUUUUUUCUCUUUUAUUUCGUUGUGAAGGGAAAUAAUGAAAAUUAAAUAGUACAUCGUAAGUGUUUCCACUAAUCAUGCCUUUUGGCUGUAUGCAUUUUGCUCUCCCACUUUAUCUCUUCUUGACACUUAAAACCCUUAAAAUACAUUUUGCAUAUCUUAAUUCCAAUUUUAAUCGAACAUAAAAAUGCACACUUUUAAUUAAAUUGAACUCCUAAAAGCAUCUUAGCUGGCUCAUACACACUCCGAAUUGAUAUUCAAAUAGUUUUUCCCUGUCUUUAGUGACAUCACUUGUUAUUUUCAUAUCCGACUCUAAGGGCCGCUAUUGGUCUUUAUAAAAGCUUUUGAAAUGCAGCUACACCUCCAGUACUUAUCUUAGUGUACCGCGGAGAGCAGGGCUUUCGGUCUUCAUUUUCACCAAUGAUUUGUAUAGGCUUCUAAUGUAUACGUUGUCACACUGUGGAUUAUAAACUCAUCAACAGAAGGACGAUACGGAGUAAUAGACUCUAUUUUUUGCAAUAUAUUUUUCUUUGGAGUUUGUUGGAUUGCUUCUGGAAUAUGCCUUUUAUCAACAGUGAAUCCACGAUUACAUGGCAAGUACGGGCCUUCAUCCUUGUUUUUCUCAUUGAUGCGACAGUCAGUCAGAUCCGUUACUCUGUACCGGAGGAGAUGAGAAAGGGCUCAUUUGUAGGAAAUGUGGUCGAAGAUUUAGGCAUCGACGCUAAAAGACUGAUGACAGGCGGUGCCCGAAUUGUGAGCGGCGAUAGCAGCGAGUAUAUUAGGCUGGAUGCAGACAAAGGGAUUCUUGUCGUGGGAGAAAGAAUAGAUAGAGAGCAGCUCUGCGGGCAGUCAGCGCCCUGUAGCUUGAAUUUUGAAAUGAUUAUGAUGAAUCCAAUGCAACUUCACAGCGUUGUAGUGGAAGUGUUGGAUGUUAAUGAUAAUGCGCCCGUGUUUCAUGAGAAAGAAGUGCGUGUAGACAUACUAGAGUCUGCUCUCCCAGGAACCGAAAUAUUACAAGAGAGUGCCACCGACCCGGAUGUUGGCAUCAACGCUUUACACAGUUAUACUUUACACCCAACAACACAUUUUAAUAUUAAGGUCCUGUCCAGCCCAAAUGGUCAUAAAUAUGCGCAGUUGUAUCUUUCUACUGCUUUAGACCGCGAGAAAGAGGAAAAGAUGCUUCUCACGCUAACUGCUGUGGACGGUGGUGAACCCCAAAGAUCAGGGACACUUAAAAUCCAUGUAACUGUCCGAGACACAAAUGACAACGCUCCAAUUUUUACUCAAUCAAUUUUCAAGGCGUCUGUUAAAGAAAAUGUUCCAAAAGGAACCUUAGUGGUGAGCUUGAGCGCCACCGAUGCAGAUGAAGGGAUGAAUGGCCGUGUCACAUACCACUUUAAUCGCAUGUCUAGUAAUGUUGCUGAACUAUUUAAUCUAGAUGAAAACAGCGGCGAUAUAACUGUAAACGGUAUGAUUGAUUAUGAGGAGAAUAAAAUAUAUGAGAUUGGUGUACAAGCAAAAGACCAAGGGGGACAAAGCACAUCAACAAAUGUUAUAAUUGAGGUGACGGAUGUAAACGACAAUGCACCUGUAAUAACAGUUACCUCGUUCUCGAGUGCCAUCGCUGAGGAUUCUCCCAGUGGAACUACUGUGGCUAUCAUAAACAUCAAAGAUCUAGAUUCAGGCAAAAAUGGCAAAGUAGAGUGCUCAGUUAACGGCAAUAUCCCGUUUGCAAUCCACUCAUCUCUAAAGAAUUAUUAUACUCUAGUAACAAACGGUGUCCUUGACAGAGAGCGUAAUCCCAAUUACAAUAUCACUUUCACGGCUAUGGAUGAAGGUAGCCCACUACUGUCGACUAACAAGACAGUAACACUUCGGGUGUCUGACGUAAAUGAUAACGCCCCCAUGUUUGAACAGAGUUAUUAUGAAGCUAAUGUCAUGGAGAAUAACGCCCCAGGAUUAUCUGUAUUUUCCGUUAAAGCACACGACUCUGAUUCGGGGCAAAACGCACGAGUGUCUUACCUGCUUAUUGAUAAUCAGAUAAACGGUAACCCAAUAUCCACUUACAUAUCUGUUAACGCAGAAAGUGGAGUUAUACACGCAGUUCGAUCAUUUGACUAUGAGCAACUUAAAACUCUAAAUAUUUUUGUAAAAGGACAGGAUGGAGGUUCCCCGCCUUUAAGCAGCAAUACCACAGUUAAAAUAAAUAUCCAAGAUCAGAACGACAACCCUCCUCAGGUUCUGUACCCA